Rosa rugosa (rugosa rose) is the source of this 675-nucleotide messenger RNA. Its product is annotated as non-specific lipid transfer protein GPI-anchored 31-like. Bases 31 to 435 code for a protein of 134 amino acids. The record is from RefSeq and is a predicted model, not a curated record. Gene Ontology annotation, molecular function: lipid binding. Gene Ontology annotation, biological process: lipid transport. The transcript is spliced from 2 exons. Lineage: Eukaryota; Viridiplantae; Streptophyta; Magnoliopsida; Rosales; Rosaceae.
UUUCCCCAUUUUUUGAUUCACUCAAGAAAAAUGGCACCUUCAAGACUCUCCCUUUCCCUCGCUCUGCUCCUCCUCGCCAUCUGGGGUUUCGGUCACGGCCACUCCGCCUCCUCCCGCUGCGCCCCUGCUCCGGCGGUGGACUGCUCGUCGUUGAUCCUGAACAUGGCGGACUGCUUGUCGUUUGUCUCCAACGAAAGCAAGGCCGAGAAGCCGGAAGGGAGUUGCUGCACUAGACUCAAGACUGUGCUCAAAGCUGACGCUGCUUGUCUCUGUGAGGCCUUCAAGAGCAGCGCCCAGUUGGGUGUCUUCUUGAACAUCACUAAGGCCAUGUCCCUCCCCGCCACUUGCAAAGUCUCCGCCCCCUCCGCCACCAACUGUGGAUUGUCUGUUUCUCCUGCUGGUGCUCCUGGUAUGUUCUUCUUCUUAACUAGUUAGUUUGCUCUUAGAUUUGUUUGUUUUGUUUUGUUUUGUUUUGUUUUUCUUUAGUGUGAAUCUAGUUCAGAAUAAAGUAUUGCAUUCAUUUGAUUUGUUUAAGGUAUUUUGCUUCUGGAGUUUGCCUGAUCUGUAGACUACAGGAUACUGUCUUCAAGAAAUUGCUGGAUUUGUUUUUUAAUUUUGAGUAUGAGACAGAAUAUUGCAAUGCUCUCACAACCCAUGUGGUCACUAAGCAGAUUU